Messenger RNA from Stylonychia lemnae, 1239 nucleotides. Lineage: Eukaryota; Ciliophora; Spirotrichea; Sporadotrichida; Oxytrichidae. The record is from the annotation of a GenBank genome assembly.
AUGGGAGAUUAUUUCUAUUUUUUGAGUAUAGGUUAUUUGAUAUAUAUAAAUCAAGAUCAAAACAUCAAAUUAAAUAUUACAAACUCAGUAAUUUCUUAAUUAGGAAAAGGUUUAGAGUUUGAUUUUAAUUAGACCUAUAUAGCAAAUUAAAUUGGUGAGGCUCAGUAUUAUUAAGAAAAAUAAUUAAAUGAUGGUUAUGGAACUGCAAUUGUCCUAGAAUCUAGUAUUAAAAAUUUGAGUGGAAAUUCUAUUGUUUACUCUCAAGGAAAUUUGUUUGAAGGGUGUAGAUAUGGAUAUAAAGGAGCGGAUGUUCAGGUAGAAAAUAUCGCUUCAUUUGAAAGUGGUGGAUUUUAAUAUUUCUCUGGCAACAACUUUAACAGUUCUAACUCUUUCUUAAGAUGCAGGUUUAAAAAUAUCAGAUCUUCUAUAAAUAGUAUUUAAAAUUCAUUAGAUUAUUAGCCAUCUCUUAAUAAAUUCUAUGGCGGAGGUGUAUUCUUGUUUUCAGUAAAAAAACUAGAUCUUACUAUCAAUGAAUCCUUUUUUGAAAAUAUAGAAGCUUAACAAUUGGGGGGAGUACUUUUAUUGGAUUGUAACCAUUUUUCAAAGUUUAUUUUGCAAAACAACAGUUUUAAAAAUAUCUAAGGAAAAAACCAGGGUGCAGUUAUUUAUUCUUAUGCCUAAAACUAUUAAUCAGCAGAAUUAUUUGACAACAGAAUUGAUUGCCAUCCCUAUGCUUAAAUAUUAGAAGAUUAGAAUAAAUUUAUGAUGGGUGAGGAAAGAAUGGGAAACAGUUAAGUAGGCUUACAUAUUUUCUACUUUGAAAGUAAAAAUUAAUCCACUCUCUAAUCAAAAAAUAACAAAGUUAAAAACUGCAUCAAUUAAUACUCUGAAGUAACAGGAAAUUAAUAAAGGUAUAUCGUUAGUGAGAUUUCUAUUAAAGAUAGUAAUUUCAGCGACAACAUUCCAAAUAUGGCUGGUGGGUUUAUAUACGCAGAAGGAUCAACGUUGAUCCCAGCACAAAUCUAUGUAGAUAAUUGUCUGAUUAUAACUGAUUUGAAGAAGUAAUUUGCAUAUCAAGAGAAUAUGAUCUUAGUUCUAAAGCAUUAGCACUUCAAGCAACUCAGCUAUAAAGCAUUUAAAUUGAGAAUUGCAAAUUCGUUGGAGAUUAAAAUCAUAAAGAAUUAAGAUUGUUUGAUUCAAUAAAAGAUGGUAAAUUUUCCGAAUCCUAUGGCUCAUUGA